CCCCGCCGAGUAAUGGACACGUUUUCCAGCAUGCUGCACCGGAGAAAAACGCAACUGGAAAUAAAUUAAUAAAAGUUUUUCCUUCAAUUUUGCGAGAGUCUGGAAAUGAAUUUGGGACCCUUCAACUUGUGAGUUUCAGCAAAAAUGCCUAAGUUGGAAGAUCCUUUUCAUUGAAUGAUCUCCUUUUGUUCGUGGAAAUAGGAUGAUCAGGGCAUGAAAUACGGAAUUAUUAAUAUGUCAAUUCACUUUUUGGUGUAAUUAGCGUAUUCACUCUUGUAGAUAAGAUAAGUGCAUAUGCUAUUUUGGAGUCUUCAUCUAGCCAACGCACAGGAACAAUGUGUACAAUGUGUACCGGUCGCGAUCAUUCAGGCUGCUGCAGAUGGACCACUGGAGACUUGUUCAGUCAGUGAGGUGAAUUGUAGACCCAGGUUCUGACAUGAGAUGACCCCAAAACAGUGACUUUUUAGCAGUCUGUGGAGGCAUUUCCUAAAUAGAAGUUAAUUUGAGAAUGAGGAACAAGUAUGCAGUCAUCCUUAUCUGCAUUGUGGCACUUGUCAUCAUUGAAAAAGAAAACAACAUCAUUUCAAGGGUCUCAGACAAGCUGACACUCCGACGGAGCACACAGCUUCCAGUGUCCUACAAUGGUCUGAUAGUAAUGGGGGACAACAGUUCCUAUCCAGAGGGCAUUUAUUCUGAGAAUGGCACUCAGGCAGGCCGGAAGCACAUCCUCUUAAUGGCCACCACUCGUACAGGAUCUUCCUUUGUGGGCGAGUUCUUCAACCAACAUGGUGGCAACAUGUUUUACCUCUUUGAGCCACUCUGGCACGUGGAGAGGGUGCUAUCGAAUGGCAAGAGAGGCACAAAUGCUAGCACUUCUGUUUGGGUGUACAGGGAUGUCCUGCAGCAUCUCUUUUUGUGUAACUUCUCCAUGUUGGAGAACUUCAUUAAGCCUCCUCCACAGGACCACGUCACCCCUGCCCUCUUCCGCAGAGAGUCCAGUAUGGCCCUGUGCGAGGAGCAAGUCUGCAGUCCGGUCGUAAAAGACAUUUUUGAGAGGUACCGCUGCAGGACGAGGCGUUGCGGACCUCUCAAUCUGACUUUGGCGUCUGAGGUCUGCCUAGAAAAACAGCACAGGGUGAUCAAAACAGUGAGGGUCCGACAGCUAGACACACUUCGUUCUCUCGUAGAGGACCCUCGGUUGGAUAUCAAACUCAUACAGUUGGUGAGAGAUCCUCGAGCCAUCCUGGCAUCGAGGAUGGUGGCCUUUGCCGGUAAGUACCGGAACUGGAAGAGUUGGGCUGUGAAUGGGGACGUGCCUAUAGAGGACGAGGAGGUCAAACAUCUUGAAGGAAACUGUAACAACAUCCGCAUCUCCGCCGAGUUAGGCCUGAGUCAGCCUAAAUGGCUGAAAAACCGUUAUAUGCUAGUACGUUACGAGGAUAUCGCCAGGUACCCCAUGCAGAAAGCAGCAGAAAUGUACAACUUCACAGAGAUUCCGAUGACGACACAAGCACGGGACUGGAUCCUGAAGAACACGCAUGCGGCAACGGAGGCAAAUGGCGUGUAUUCCACCAAAAAAAACUCAUCAGAACAGGUGGAGAAAUGGCGGCGUAGUAUACCCUUCAAACUGGCCCAAGUUGUACAGAAAGUUUGUGGACCGACCAUGAAAUUCUUUGGGUAUAGGUUUGUAGACAGUGAACAGACACUAUUAAACAAUUCUUUUAGUUUGCUUGAAGAAAGACAUUUUAUUUAGUCGUAGAUUACAUUUCUUUGAUGCAUUCAUUUUAAAAGGGGAACCAAGCGUGAAAUGUGACAAGGUUUUCCUUUUAUACUGAAUGUGGACUAAAAGAGAUACAUGGCAGAGAUACACUGGCACACUGCUUACACUGAGGUAUACUUGUGGCUUGCGUUACCUGAGUUGUACAUGCCCUUGACUUUUGAAAAAACAGUUUGAUGAGGACAAAUCAUCCAUACUUAUAAGAUGAGACAUAAUCUGCCUGUGAAUGUGUGUGUGUAUGUAUAUAUAUGUGUGUGUGUGUGUGUGAACAGCAUUUCACAAAAAGGGAAGCAAGCAGAAAUCUUAUGUAUGUGUGGUCAGCAGAGUUAAUUUAAAUUGCUUUGUUAACAUUAAACAGCUUUGUUAACAGACAAAUUUGGCUUUGUCAACUUCAUCUCUCAUUAUUGGAUGUAAAAAAAUUCUAAAUGUAAUUGGAUAUUACCAGAUGUGAAACAUCCACUGUGUGAAGAGAGAGUCGGUAUAAAAAGCAUCUUUUGAUAGCCAGCUGUGAUCCUGAAGCACAAUAGUGACAUUGUUCGGUCUCUCUCUCUCUCUCUCUCUCUCUCUCUCUCUCUCUCUCUCUCUCUCUCUAAAAAAGUCACAGAAUAGGCCGUUGUCCAUACAGUUGACUUUUUUUGAAUAUAUAUUUAAAAAAAAUUAAAACAAAAAUAGAAUCUGAGG
Pimephales promelas (fathead minnow) is the source of this 2458-nucleotide messenger RNA. It is a transcript of the gene chst3a, whose product is annotated as carbohydrate sulfotransferase 3a. The record is from RefSeq and is a predicted model, not a curated record. Gene Ontology annotation, cellular component: Golgi membrane. NCBI's taxonomy places the organism in Eukaryota, Metazoa, Chordata, Actinopteri, Cypriniformes, Leuciscidae. Gene Ontology annotation, molecular function: chondroitin 6-sulfotransferase activity; N-acetylglucosamine 6-O-sulfotransferase activity. Gene Ontology annotation, biological process: carbohydrate metabolic process; N-acetylglucosamine metabolic process.